Molecule: messenger RNA, 1656 nt
Organism: Nothobranchius furzeri (turquoise killifish)
Lineage: Eukaryota; Metazoa; Chordata; Actinopteri; Cyprinodontiformes; Nothobranchiidae
Product: tubulin alpha-1C chain
Biological process (GO): mitotic cell cycle; microtubule cytoskeleton organization
Cellular component (GO): cytoplasm; microtubule
Molecular function (GO): GTP binding; structural constituent of cytoskeleton
Source: RefSeq, a predicted model, not a curated record
GCCCCCUGUCCCUUUCAGGUUUAAAAGCGUGUGUGUCACGCGCUGACAGGACUUUCCCUCACAGGGAGCUCAUUAAGGUUUCGCUGUGAGAAACAAACCUACUUCCACCUCUUCCUCUCGGAACAGACGAUCAGAACGACAACAUGCGCGAGUGUAUCUCCAUCCAUGUGGGCCAGGCUGGGGUCCAGAUGGGCAACACGUGCUGGGAGCUGUACUGCCUGGAGCACGGCAUCCAGCCGGAUGGUCACAUGCCCAGCGACAAGCCCACCGGAGGCUACGAUGACUCCUUCACCACAUUCUUCAGUGAGACGGGCACGGGGAAAUACGUCCCUAGGGCCAUCUUCGUGGAUUUGGAGCCAACCGUUAUUGACGAGGUCCGAACUGGAACCUAUCGUCAGCUUUUCCACCCCGAGCAGCUGAUCUCAGGGAAAGAGGAUGCUGCCAACAACUACGCCCGAGGCCACUACACCGUCGGAAAGGAGCACAUCGAUUCUGUCCUGGACAGGAUCCGCAAACUGUCUGACCAGUGUACAGGGCUCCAAGGUUUCCUGGUCUUCCACUCCUUCGGAGGAGGUACUGGUUCUGGCUUCACCUCACUGCUCAUGGAGCGCCUAUCGGUAGACUUUGGCAAGAAGUCCAAGCUGGAAUUUGCCAUCUACCCAGCUCCUCAGGUGUCCACAGCUGUGGUGGAGCCCUACAACUCCAUCCUGACCACUCACACCACCCUGGAGCACUCUGACUGUGCCUUCAUGGUGGACAAUGAGGCCAUCUACGACAUCUGCCGCAGGAACCUGGAUAUUGAGCGUCCAUCUUACACCAACUUGAAUCGUCUCAUUAGUCAAAUCGUGUCCUCCAUCACUGCCUCCCUGCGCUUUGAUGGUGCGUUGAAUGUGGACCUGACAGAGUUUCAGACCAACUUGGUGCCCUAUCCUCGUAUCCACUUCCCCCUGGCCACCUACGCCCCUGUCAUCUCAGCAGAGAAGGCCUAUCACGAGCAGCUGACCGUGGCAGAAAUUACCAACUCUUGCUUCGAGCCAGCCAAUCAGAUGGUGAAAUGUGAUCCCCGUCAUGGCAAAUACAUGGCCUGCUGCCUGCUGUACCGUGGUGACGUGGUGCCCAAAGAUGUCAACGUGGCCAUCAGUAAUAUCAAAACUAAACGCACCAUCCAGUUUGUGGAUUGGUGUCCUACUGGCUUCAAGGUGGGCAUCAACUACCAGCCCCCCACUGUGGUUCCUGGGGGUGACCUUGCCAAGGUGCAGAGAGCCGUGUGCAUGCUGAGCAACACCACCGCCAUCGCUGAGGCCUGGGCCCGACUGGACCACAAGUUCGACUUGAUGUACGCCAAGAGGGCCUUCGUCCACUGGUACGUAGGGGAGGGGAUGGAGGAGGGCGAGUUCUCCGAGGCCAGGGAGGAUAUGGCUGCCCUGGAGAAGGACUAUGAAGAGGUUGGCGUUGACUCAUUUGAAGAGGAUGAAGAGGGAGAAGAGUAUUAGACCCAAAUCCAUCUGACCAUAGAUGUGAUGUCCUGACGUGCUGCAUAUUGGCAGUUCUACGAAUCCUAUGGUGUUUGGUUUCAUUGAAAAAUAGUUCUUGAAAGACCGUUUUUUUUUUUUUUUGGUUUGGUUUUUUUUAAAAUAAAGCUGUUUACACCUACAA